AUGAGACCCCCAAAUUUUAUUACUAAUAACAUUCACAUUGUAUAUACAUCACGUUAUAUUUUUCUCACAAUUUUCGCACAUGCUAACAUACACACAAUUUCUGUCCUUUCUCUUUCAAAAGUCAAAGUCUUGUUUUGUGUUGUCUUUAUACCUAGAGUCUUAGCCCAUACAUUACUAUUCCCCAAAAAAACCACAGCUUUUGUUACUAAAGUUUUAUCUAAUAGAGUCAAAAGGUCCAACUUGAGUGUCUUACCUUUCAUGUUUCCUUGUGUAUAUCAUCAUCACCUUCAAACUAUUACAAGUGCACCCAUCUUCGUCACAACACAAACAUUAUAA
Messenger RNA from Vicia faba (fava bean), 336 nucleotides. NCBI's taxonomy places the organism in Eukaryota, Viridiplantae, Streptophyta, Magnoliopsida, Fabales, Fabaceae. The record is from the annotation of a GenBank genome assembly.